GUUUGUUGCUGCGCCGCCGCCACCGCCCGAGCCAUGGUCCGCGCUCCUCUGUGCUUCUCCUAGCAGCAGCAGCCACUGCCGCCCUGCGCUCCCUGGCUUCGCCGCCUCGUCCCGCUCCCGCCGAGCCACCUGCUCCCCAGCGCUAUGACCGUUGUCUCUGUCCCGCAGCGGGAGCCGCUCGUCCUGGGCGGCCGCCUUGCGCCGCUUGGCUUUUCCUCCCGCGGUUACUUCGGGGCCCUCCCGAUGGUGACCACGGCUCCGCCGCCUUUACCCCGGAUCCCGGACCCCCGGGCACUGCCCCCGACCCUCUUCUUCCCUCACUUCCUAGGGGGAGACGGCCCCUGUGUGACCCCGCAGCCUCGCGCUCCGGCAGCUCUGCCCAACUGCAGCCUCGCGACGGCGGCAGGCACCCCUCGGGCGGCGCCCAAGAAGCGGAGAAAGAAGAAGGUGCGGCCCGGCGUGGCGGGCCAGCUGCCCAGCCGCUUCCACCAGUACCAGCAGCACCGGCCCAGCCUGGAGGGCGGCCGGAGCCCGGGGACGGGCCAGCACGGAGCGCCGGACGGCCCGGGCCAGGCCUCCGCCUCGGGCCCGGCUCCCGCGACGGCCGGCCGGACCGAGGGAGCGAGCCCGCCGCCCGGGGCGCUGCGGCCCGCGGCUCCCGACCCCGCCGCGCUCAGGAAGGAGGUUUUAAAAUCAAAGAUGGGAAAACCGGAACAAGUUGCCCUUGGCCACGGCCAGUUUGUAAAUGGUAUACACUUGAGUGAACAACCAAAGACAAACAGACAGAAAAGCAAAUACAACUUGCCAUUAACCAAGAUCACCUCUUCAAAGAGAAAUGAAAGUCACUUUUGGCAGGACUCGGUUUCAUCUGAUAGAAUUCAGAAGCAGGAAAAAAAGCCUUUCAAAAAUACUGAGAACGUUAAAAAUAUACAUUUGAAGAAAUCAGCGUUUCUAAGUGAAAUGAACCAAAAGGAAAAUUAUGCUGGAGCAAAAUUUAGCGAUCCGCCCUCUCCCAGCGUCCUUCCCAAGCCGCCUAGUCACUGGGUGGGAAGCACUGUGGAAAGCUCCCAGCAGAACCGGGAGCUGAUGGCGGUGCACUUGAAAACACUCCUGAAGGUUCAAACCUAAGGUUUCAGGUUUCAGUGUGUAUGUAAAACAUAUUUUUUUCCCUAAAAUUCCUGGACUCUAAAAUUGAUACAAAUGUGGAAAUUGACCUUGUUGCAUUGUAAGCAUACAAAAGAUGAGUUUUAAGAAGUUACAUGCAGCAGCUGUAUUAUAUUUUAUAUUUUGUAAAUACUGUAUACCAUGUAUUAUGUGUAUAUUGUUCAUACUUGAGAGGUACAUUAUAGUUUUGUUAUGAAAAUAUGUAUUUUGCCCUGCCCAUGGCAGGUGUUUUGUAUAUACAUAAUGGAGAAAUUUUAAGUGUGUGCUAAGGCACAUGGAAGACCAAUUUAUUUGCACAAGGUACUGAGAUUGUAUCAGAAACAGCUGUCAAAUCUCAAGGUGAAGCUCUAAAUGUGAACAGUUUACUAAUGCACUACUGAAGUUUAAAUCUGUGGCACAAUCAUUGUAAACAAUGGAGUUUUGUCUGUUUCUCUAAAUUGAUUUCUGCCUUCUAUAAUUACUGGAAAAACUCCUAUUCCCAUUUUUACCAAAUUUAAUUUUUUGUUUUUGGUAUAACCAUUAUUCAAAUUUAAAAUGCCUCUAAUUUCAAUUGCCAACAAAAUCGGUUGUAAUCAAAUUUUAAAGUAAUAAUAAUUUGGCCUCCCCCCUUU
This is a messenger RNA of Ochotona curzoniae (black-lipped pika), 1775 nucleotides long. It is a transcript of the gene PNRC1, whose product is annotated as proline rich nuclear receptor coactivator 1. Gene Ontology annotation, biological process: nuclear-transcribed mRNA catabolic process, nonsense-mediated decay. Lineage: Eukaryota; Metazoa; Chordata; Mammalia; Lagomorpha; Ochotonidae. The coding region runs from base 145 to 1128 and encodes 327 amino acids. The transcript is spliced from 2 exons. The record is from RefSeq and is a predicted model, not a curated record. Gene Ontology annotation, cellular component: nucleus; P-body.